This is a messenger RNA of Sinocyclocheilus grahami, 2917 nucleotides long. RefSeq names its product calphotin-like. The transcript is spliced from 6 exons. Gene Ontology annotation, biological process: mitochondrial ATP synthesis coupled electron transport. Gene Ontology annotation, cellular component: respiratory chain complex I; mitochondrion. NCBI's taxonomy places the organism in Eukaryota, Metazoa, Chordata, Actinopteri, Cypriniformes, Cyprinidae. The record is from RefSeq and is a predicted model, not a curated record. Bases 393 to 2558 code for a protein of 721 amino acids.
AAAGAGUGUACCGAAGAAGACCUGAUGCUAUUGACACACUUUCGCUACCAAUAACGCUUCAGUGAUAUUACAAAGAUGUAUUAGUAUUCUAUUUAACUUGAUAACUUACAAUGUAAAACAAUGUAAAACAAGGUAAAAACAAUAACACCUCGAUGUAUCGGACAUUAUCAGGAGGGGGCGUGUGCUUUAUGCAAGGGCGUGCGCUUCAGUAACAUUACAUGCAACACUUCUUUUUACUUUGCUACGAUCUUUCAUGAGUUUAGUAGCUGCUGUUUGUGAAGACUUCCUCAAAGUAGAGCUGUGAUUUAAAGAUUUGUCACAGUCAGGUAACUGUAUAGGAUGCAGUGGCACAAAACACACAACACAUCUCAUCUAGGGUUUCUGCGGUAAAGAUGGCAGCCUCUUUGCUCAGGGUAGGACGACUCGGAUCUCUCAGGUGUCUGCAGACGGAGGGCUUGAGUUCCAUCAGAAGAGCUCCUGCUGUAGCUUUCAGCUCCAAAUCUGGGGACAGCAAGAAGUCCAAAAAGUCCAACAAAGAAAAAGCAGCAUCAAAAACGUACUUCGAUUUAGAAAAACUUGUCCAGCACAGAUCAUAUGUGGAAUUCCCCAAGAAAGAGGUUGCAGCUUCAGUUGCUGCUGCCUCUACAGAAGCUGCAUCUGUUGCUGCCCCUGCACCUGAACCAGUUGUAACUGCCACUGCAGUUGAAGCCACUGCUCCCAUAGCUGAAGCCAUUGCCCCUGCAGUCGAAGCCGCUUCCCCCACAGUUGAAGCCACUGCCCCCACAGGUGAAGCCGUUGCUUCUGCAGCUAAAGAUGUUGCCCCCGCAGUUGAAGCCGCUGUCCCAGCAGUCGAAGCCACCCCUGCAGUUGAAGCCAUUGCCCCCGCAGUAGAAGCCGCUGUCCCAGCAGUCGAAGCCACCCCCGCAGUAGAAGCCGUUGUCCCAGCAGUCGAAGCCACCCCUGCAGUUGAAGCCAUUGCCCCCGCAGUAGAAGCCGCUGUCCCAGCAGUCGAAGCCCCCCCUGCAGUUGAAGCCAUUGCCCCCACAGUAGAAGCCGCUGUCCCAGCAGUCGAAGCCACCCCUGCAGUUGAAGCCAUUGCCCCCGCAGUAGAAGCCGCUGUCCCAGAAGUCGAAGCCACCCCUGCAGUUGAAGCCAUUUCCCCCGCAGUAGAAGCCGCUGUCCCAGCAGUCGAAGCCACCCCUGCAGUUGAAGCCAUUGCCCCCGCAGUAGAAGCCGCUGUCCCAGCAGUCGAAGCCACCCCUGCAGUUGAAGCCAUUGCCCCCGCAGUAGAAGCCGCUGUCCCAGCAGUCGAAGCCACCCCUGCAGUUGAAGCCAUUGCCCCCGCAGUAGAAGCCGCUGUCCCAGCAGUCGAAGCCACCCCUGCAGUUGAAGCCAUUGCCCCCGCAGUAGAAGCCGCUGUCCCAGCAGUCGAAGCCACCCCUGCAGUUGAAGCCAUUGCCCCCGCAGUAGAAGCCGCUGUCCCAGCAGUCGAAGCCACCCCUGCAGUUGAAGCCAUUGCCCCCGCAGUAGAAGCCGCUGUCCCAGCAGUCGAAGCCACCCCUGCAGUUGAAGCCAUUGCCCCCGCAGUAGAAGCCGCUGUCCCAGCAGUCGAAGCCACCCCUGCAGUUGAAGCCAUUGCCCCCGCAGUAGAAGCCGCUGUCCCAGCAGUCGAAGCCACCCCUGCAGUUGAAGCCAUUGCCCCCGCAGUAGAAGCCGCUGUCCCAGCAGUCGAAGCCACCCCUGCAGUUGAAGCCAUUGCCCCCGCAGUAGAAGCCGCUGUCCCAGCAGUCGAAGCCACCCCUGCAGUUGAAGCCAUUGCCCCCGCAGUAGAAGCCGCUGUCCCAACAGUCGAAGCCACCCCUGCAGUUGAAGCCGCUGCUCCCACAGUUGAAGCUGCUGCCCCUGCAGUUGAAGCCGUUGCUCCUGCAGCUGAAGCCAUUGCCCCCACAGUAGAAGCCGCUGUCCCAGCAGUCGAAGCCACCCCUGCAGCUGAAGCCGUUGCUCCCACAGCCGAAGCUGUUGCACCUGCAGCUGAAGCCAUUGCGCCUACACCUGAAGCCACAGUUACCCCUUCAGAAACCAUUGCUGAAACGGCAUCCCCUGCAGCUGAAACUGCGGCUCCUGAAGCCCCUGCUGCUCCAGCCUGUGAAGAUGUACCUACAGAAGAAGCCCCUGUCCAAGAAGCAGUUGCUGAAGUUGUAGAAGCUGUCAGUGAAGUAGUUGCAGAAGUUGUGGCCGAAGCUGCCCCAGUUGUAGAGGCUAUCACUGAAGUAGUUGCAGAAUCUGCCCCUGUUGAGGUGUUUGCAGAGGCAGCCCCUGCUGAAGAGCUGAUAGAUCCUGCCCCUGUGAUCACAGAUGCCUCUGAAGUUGCAGCAGAAGUUGUGGAGACACCUGAGGAACAAGCCCCAGAGCCAGAGCCUGAACCCUUUGACAACACCACGUACAAGAACCUGCAGCACCACCUCUACAACAUGUACACCUUUGCUGAUGUGGAUGUAGAUCUGUCUAAAUACCGUCUGCCCCAGCCUUCCUCAGGCCGAUCCUCACCCGGACACUGAGCCUGUGGUAUUGCUACCUUUGUACACAACCCUGUUUCUUCCCCAUGUUCAUUGUUCCUCAGAUGAUUUACUGGCAAAUCGCAAGCUUUAUGCUAGAAUUCUAUAAUUAUGGAAAUAAAAUGAUUUCGCUGAGACCGAGUAUAUCUAAAGUUAUUUGUUGCUGUUGUCUUCUACAGUAUUUGAAUGGUGUUCAUCUCAAUUGACACUUUAUUCUAAUGAGACUACGCUUGCCUUGACUUUAUUAAUAAAGGAGGGUAGUGUACUUCUAACAUUAAAUUGGCAAAUGGUUGAAACGCUGUAUUUCCUACAUUAAUUCAAAUGUGAGACUAACAUGAUCCAGUUCCAACCAUUUCGAAAUG